Molecule: messenger RNA, 5487 nt
Organism: Orycteropus afer afer
Lineage: Eukaryota; Metazoa; Chordata; Mammalia; Tubulidentata; Orycteropodidae
Source: RefSeq, a predicted model, not a curated record
GGGGGCUUUGUGCGCGGCGGCGGUGGCGGUAGCGGCGGCGGUGGCGGCGGGAGCGGGCGGCGGCCAAGACUGAGGCGGAGGCUAAGGGGGGCUAUCCACGGGUUGCAGCAGAGAGGCGUGUGAAGGAGGAGUCGAGCCCUGAGGACCCUGCUGUCCCGGUCCGCGCUAGCCACAGGCUCUUCUUUGGCAAUAGCGGCUGCGCGCGACCCCUUAUCCUCCACCUCCCCUUCCCUCCCCACCGCCGCAGCUUUCCUUCUCCCGCUCUACACCCGGCCUUGUCCGGCCGUGGCCCUCCUCGAUGCCGGCCGCCAUGGCUGAGGCGUCCGGCGCGGGGGAAAUCUAGCCGAGGCAUUUCAUGCGGCCUAGCCUGAUUCCGUCUCCUCCCCACGCGGCCCCGGCGGUUCCGCGCAACCCGGCCCCGCUUUGGCCCUCCAUGUCUCUCCUGUGAUCGUACAGACACGGCCGGGGGGUUAGAAUGGAACAAACUGAAGGCCCGAUGAGAGAAAGGGAAAAUUAAGGAUGCUGGAGCAGAACAAUGGAUUUCUCUUUCUCUUUCAUGCAAGGGAUCAUGGGAAACACAAUUCAGCAACCACCUCAACUCAUUGACUCCGCUAACAUCCGUCAGGAGGAUGCCUUUGAUAACAACAGUGACAUUGUUGAAGAUGGUGGCCAGACACCGUAUGAAGCUACCUUGCAGCAAGGCUUUCAGUACCCACCUACAACAGAAGAUCUUCCACCACUCACAAAUGGCUAUCCACCAUCAAUCAGCAUGUAUGAAACUCAAACCAAAUACCAGUCAUAUAAUCAGUACCCUAAUGGGUCAGCCAAUGGCUUUGGUGCAGUUAGAAACUUUAGCCCUGCUGACUAUUACCACACAGAAAUCCCAAACACAAGACCACAUGAAAUUCUGGAAAAACCAUCCCCUCCACAGCCACCACCUCCUCCUUCGGUACCACAAACUGUGAUUCCAAAGAAGACUGGCUCACCUGAGAUUAAACUCAAAAUAACCAAAACUAUCCAGAAUGGCAGGGAAUUGUUCGAGUCUUCCCUUUGUGGAGACCUUUUAAAUGAAGUACAGGCAAGUGAGCACACAAAGUCAAAGCAUGAAAGCAGAAAAGAAAAGAGGAAAAAAAGUAACAAGCAUGACUCAUCUAGAUCUGAAGAGCGCAAGUCACACAAAAUCCCCAAAUUAGAACCAGAGGAACAAAAUAGACCAAAUGAGAGGGUUGACAUUGUGUCAGAAAAACCAAGAGAAGAUCCAGUACUAAAAGAGGAAACCCUGGUUCAGCCAAUAUUAUCUUCCAUUCCAACAACAGAUGUGUCCACUGGUGUUAAGUUCCAGGUUGGCGAUCUUGUUUGGUCUAAGGUGGGAACAUAUCCUUGGUGGCCUUGUAUGGUUUCGAGUGAUCCCCAGCUUGAGGUUCAUACCAAAAUUAACACAAGAGGUGCCCGAGAAUACCAUGUCCAGUUUUUUAGCAACCAGCCAGAGAGAGCAUGGGUUCAUGAAAAGCGGGUACGGGAAUAUAAAGGUCAUAAACAGUAUGAAGAAUUACUGGCCGAGGCAACCAAACAAGCCAGCAAUCACUCGGAGAAACAGAAGAUUCGGAAACCCCGACCUCAGAGAGAACGUGCUCAAUGGGAUAUUGGCAUUGCUCAUGCAGAGAAAGCAUUGAAAAUGACUCGAGAAGAAAGAAUAGAACAGUAUACUUUUAUCUAUAUUGAUAAACAGCCUGAAGAGGCUUUAUCACAAGCAAAAAAGCAUGUUGCCUCCAAAGCUGAAGUUAAAAAACCCCGGAGAUCAAGAUCAGUGCUGAACCCUCAGUCAGAACAGACCAAUGCAGGGGAGGUGGCUUCCUCACCAUCAAGUACUGAAAUUCGGAGACAUAGCCAGAGGCGGCACACAAGUGUGGAAGAGGAAGAACCGCCUCCUGUUAAAAUAGCUUGGAAAACAGCGGCAGCAAGGAAAUCCUUACCAGCUUCUAUUACAAUGCACAAAGGGAGCCUGGAUCUGCAGAAAUGUAACAUGUCUCCGGUUGUGAAAAUUGAACAAGUGUUUGCUCUUCAGAAUGCAACAGGAGAUGGGAAAUUUAUCGAUCAAUUUGUUUAUUCAACAAAGGGAAUUGGUAACAAAACGGAAAUAAGUGUCAGGGGACAAGACAGGCUUAUAAUUUCUACUCCACAUCAAAGAAAUGAAAAGGCAACUCAGAAUAUAUCAUCUCCUGAAGGAACAUCUGGCCCUACAGGUUCAGUAGAAAAGAAGCAACAGAGAAGAUCAAUUAGAACUCGUUCUGAAUCAGAGAAAUCCACUGAGGUUGUGCCAAAGAAGAAGAUCAAAAAGGAGCAGGUUGAAACAGUUCCUCAGGCGACAGUGAAGACUGGAUUACAGAAAGGUGCCAGCGAGAUUUCAGAUUCCUGUAAACCUCUAAAGAAAAGGAGUCGCGCUUCAACUGAUGUAGAAAUGACUAGUUCAGCGUACAGAGACACAUCUGACUCCGAUUCUAGAGGACUGAGUGAUCUGCAGGUAAGCUUUGGAAAGCAAGUAGAUAGCCCUUCAGCUACUGCAGAUGCAGACGCUUCUGAUGUGCAGUCCGUGGAUUCAAGUUUGUCAAGAAGAGGCAUUGGAAUGAGUAAGAAGGACACUGUUUGUCAGAUCUGUGAAAGCUCUGGUGACUCUCUGAUUGCUUGUGAGGGAGAGUGCUGCAAACACUUUCAUCUGGAGUGCCUGGGACUGACAUCAGCCCCUGAUGGAAAAUUCAUCUGCAUGGAAUGUAAAACUGGGCAGCACCCAUGUUUUUCAUGUAAAGUAUCUGGUACAGAUGUGAAGCGUUGUUCUGUUGGUGCUUGUGGGAAAUUUUAUCAUGAAACCUGUGUCCGCAAAUUCCCCACUGCCAUCUUUGAAUCAAAGGGAUUUCGCUGUCCCCAGCACUGCUGCUCUUCCUGCUCCAUGGAGAAAGAUAUCCACAAAGCAAGUAAAGGUCGCAUGAUGAGAUGUUUAAGAUGUCCAGUAGCCUAUCACUCAGGAGAUGCUUGCAUUGCUGCUGGAAGCAUAUUUGUGUCCUCCUACAUUCUCAUCUGUAGUAAUCAUUCCAAACGGAGCAAUAAUUCUUCCUCUGCUGUAAAUGUAGGCUUUUGUUUCGUUUGUGCAAGAGGGCUGAUAGUUCAGGACCAUUCAGACCCCAUGUUCAGUUCAUAUGCCUAUAAGUCCCACUACCUACUGAAUGAAUCAAAUCGUGCUGAGUUGAUGAAAUUACCUAUGAUUCCUUCUUCGUCAGCUUCCAAAAAGAAAUGUGAGAAAGGUGGAAGAUUGCUAUGCUGUGAAUCGUGCCCAGCUUCCUUCCACCCGGAGUGCCUGAGCAUAGACAUGCCAGAAGGCUGCUGGAAUUGUAAUGACUGUAAAGCUGGCAAGAAGCUACAUUACAAGCAGAUUGUUUGGGUCAAAUUGGGAAAUUACAGGUGGUGGCCAGCAGAAAUCUGCAACCCCAGGUCUGUGCCACUGAACAUCCAGGGCCUUAAACAUGACUUGGGGGAUUUCCCUGUGUUCUUCUUUGGUUCUCAUGACUACUAUUGGGUACACCAAGGCAGAGUGUUCCCUUAUGUUGAAGGAGACAAAAGCUUUGCUGAGGGACAGACUAGUAUUAAUAAGACAUUCAAAAAAGCACUGGAAGAAGCUGCAAAACGUUUCCAGGAAUUGAAAGCACAAAGAGAAAGUAAAGAAGCACUAGAGAUUGAAAAGAAUUCAAGAAAACCUCCUCCUUACAAACACAUCAAAGCUAACAAAGUCAUAGGAAAGGUACAGAUCCAGGUUGCUGACCUAUCAGAGAUUCCCCGCUGCAACUGCAAACCAGCUGAUGAAAACCCUUGUGGCUUGGAAUCUGAGUGCCUGAACAGAAUGCUGCAGUAUGAGUGCCACCCACAGGUGUGCCCCGCUGGAGAUCGUUGCCAGAACCAGUGCUUUACAAAAAGGCUCUACCCCGAUGCAGAAAUCAUCAAAACAGAACGAAGAGGCUGGGGCCUCAGGACCAAAAGGAGCAUUAAGAAGGGUGAAUUUGUAAAUGAAUAUGUUGGUGAAUUAAUUGAUGAAGAAGAAUGCAGACUUCGAAUCAAGCGAGCCCACGAAAACAGUGUAACUAAUUUUUAUAUGUUAACUGUUACUAAGGACCGUAUAAUUGAUGCUGGCCCAAAAGGAAAUUAUUCCCGCUUUAUGAACCACAGUUGCAAUCCAAACUGUGAGACACAAAAGUGGACAGUGAAUGGAGACGUUAGAGUUGGACUUUUUGCUCUUUGUGAUAUCCCUGCAGGAAUGGAGUUAACAUUUAAUUAUAAUCUGGAUUGCCUGGGCAAUGGGAGAACAGAGUGUCACUGUGGGGCGGAUAACUGCAGUGGUUUCCUAGGAGUGCGGCCAAAGUCGGCAUGUGCGUCAACAACUGAAGAGAAGGCAAAAAAUGCUAAGUUAAAGCAGAAGAGACGAAAAAUCAGAGCAGAACCAAAGCAGAUGCAUGAAGAUUACUGUUUCCACUGUGGAGAUGGUGGAGAGCUGGUCAUGUGUGACAAAAAAGACUGUCCCAAAGCAUACCACCUGCUAUGCCUUAACCUGACUCAGCCCCCAUAUGGAAAGUGGGAGUGCCCAUGGCAUCAGUGUGAUGAGUGCAGCAGCUCAGCGGUUUCGUUCUGUGAAUUCUGCCCACAUUCAUUUUGUAAAGAUCAUGAGAAAGGGGCUCUGGUUCCCUCUGCACUGGAAGGCCGUCUCUGCUGCUCUGAACACGACCCCAUCUCUCCUGUGUCACCAGAAUACUGGAGCAAGAUCAAGUGUAAAUUGGAAUCACGUGAUCAUGGAGAAGAAGUAAAAGAAUAAAUGGGUGGUGAUUUCCUUUUCUUUUUCCCUUUUUCUUUUUGUUUAAAUGGAGUGAAAGGAAAAAGCAGAUCAUGCCAUUGAAAAAGAAGAGACCACUACAGUGCAGACAGUGUUUGCCAUCAAACUGCCUUGUUAGGGUGAAGAUGGGAAAACCAGUUCACGCAGGCAGAUGCGGUCGGUGGUGUCUGGUUUGUUUUGUUUGGUUUUGUUGGUUUGGGGAUCCUUUUGUGGAGGGAUAAAUUCACUUUGUCUUUUUCUUGCCCUUUAACGUGUGCUUCAAUGCCUUUGCAGCUAGAAAAAGAUGUCUUCACGUUUAAAAUAAGAAUGAAGAGAAAAGAAAGUUUUCUUAAUGAGUUCAAUUUAAAGUCUAAGAUACGUUCCUUGGGUGUAUAAAACUAAAGUAGCCAUCAUUCUAUUUAUUUUCAUUUUUAGGAAUUUUGAGAAGUGUAGUUCAAAUUCAUAUAGUCUUAUCAGUGGAUGAGUGUGUUAGGUAGGGUUGGAGAAAGCCCUGUAGAAAAGGGUAUGAUGAUCUUUAUAUACCUCUUUGCUGAGCAGUAGGUAGGCUAACUUCUUUUUCCCUUCAAAAUGUUUUCAAAGUCUUAGAGGAGAGCUCUAUGGAAGUAUUGAGUGUGACU